Molecule: messenger RNA, 1389 nt
Organism: Fusarium sp. VM40
Lineage: Eukaryota; Fungi; Ascomycota; Sordariomycetes; Hypocreales; Nectriaceae
Source: the annotation of a GenBank genome assembly
AUGGCAUACAAUCCGCGAAUGAGCAUUAUUCCGACCUCGCAGCAGCAGUCGCGCACGCGGAAGAAGGAGGAGGAGGCUGAUGCUUUCAUGCGCCUCCCUGACCGCGAAAUCGUAGGCUGCAUUACAGACAUCGGAAUCAACUUUACCGUUGCAGAUCUUCAGAAGCCAAAUGCAGCCCAUGUUCAGGCAAUUUUCGAAUGGUUCGCCGAGCUUCUUCUUAAUGCGACGCGCGAGACUGUCGAGCCGGCCAUGCGUGCUGCUGCCGAAGAUAUUGUGGGAGAGUACUCGGAUGUCAUCCCUCCGGACACUCGCAACCUGAUGGGCUUCUACGUGUCGCUCCGCAGGCUGUUAUUUGAGUGUGGCAUUACCGAUUUCAGUUUUAACGACUUGUACAAACCUACAUAUGACCGCCUCGUCAAGAUAUUCAGCUAUUUGAUCAACUUUGUUCGGUUUCGCGAGUCCCAAACCGCUGUUAUCGACCAGCAUUACAAUAAGGCUGAAUCAACAAAAACCCGCAUCGAGACACUGUAUGCAGAGAACCAGGAGAACGAGGGCCGACUUGAAGAUAUGAAACACAACCGCAAAGCAAUGGAGGCACAAGUCCGAGAAAAGGCAAUGAGGAACGAAGAACUCAAGAAAAGGCUGCUUGAGCUUCGACGAAACCAGGAAAGAGUCGCUGCACGCCUCGAGGAGGCCAAGCAAAAGAAGGGCGAGCUCACUGCUGUAUUGGAGCAAAAGACCCACGAAAAAGUCACUCUGAAACAAGAAAGCACCAAGCUGCGACCUUAUGUGCUCCAGAGCGCAUCGGAUCUUCAGGAGAACCUGGCUGAGCUGCGUGAAAUCCUCAACAAUGACAAAUCGCAUAUCGACGCUUUGGAUCGAAGAGCCCGAGCACUUCAAACUUCGACGGAUUCUUUCUCCGUCGUCUCAACCGACGUUGCGUCAUGCAUCAAGAUCCUUGAUGAGAUUGCUUCAGAACUUGCCAAAGAGGAGGAGGAACUGGCACGCAAUGCUAAGCAACGUGAUGCUCUCUCAGAGCGCGGUAACAACGCGCGUGAAGUUGAGCGUACCGAGACUAUGCUGAAGCGCCAAUUGUCCAAGUGGAUGGAGAGAACUGAAAAGCUCCGCGAGCAAAGCAACCACAAGGCUCAUGAGGCCAAGGAGAAGAUGCAUGAGCUUCGAGCAGUUCACAAACAUCUCACUGAGGAGCACACGGAGAAGGGCAAGGAGAUGGAGGUCCGACGUGUCAGGAUUGAACAAACUGAAAAGAAGAUGCUUGACUUGAAGGAGAACAUUGAGAACGAGGUUCACAGUGCUCAUGAAGAGUACCGCAAGAUGGAGGCACAUAUCAAGCUGUACAUUGCUGAGAUGGAGCAGGCAAUUGCUUAG